This is a messenger RNA of Ordospora colligata OC4, 1305 nucleotides long. Its product is annotated as gamma-tubulin. The transcript has a single exon. Lineage: Eukaryota; Fungi; Microsporidia; Ordosporidae. Gene Ontology annotation, molecular function: structural constituent of cytoskeleton; GTP binding. Gene Ontology annotation, biological process: meiotic spindle organization; microtubule nucleation; mitotic sister chromatid segregation. The record is from RefSeq and is a predicted model, not a curated record. Gene Ontology annotation, cellular component: nucleus; gamma-tubulin complex; spindle. Bases 1 to 1305 code for a protein of 434 amino acids.
AUGCGCGAGGUGAUCACAUUACAGGUUGGACAAUGUGGAAAUCAAAUAGGAGCUGAGUUCUGGAAGAUGCUUUGUAAUGAGCAUGGAAUAUCACCGUGUGGAAUUCUACAGGAUUUUAGAGACCUUGGUGAUAGGAAGGACGUGUUUUUCUACGAAGCAGAUGACAAUGUGUUUGUACCACGCUCAGUCCUUGUUGAUCUUGAACCACGAGUGCUUGCUCAGGUUCCAUCGUUUUUCAACCAAGAAAACAUUUUUCUUUCGAACGAAGGAGGAGGAGCUGGGAACAACUGGGGGCAUGGAUACUGUGCAGGAAAAGGAAUGGGCGAUGAUUUAAUAGACAUUUUGCAAAGAGAAGCUGAAUGUUGCGAUUCGCUUGAGACAUUCUUCUUACUUCACUCAAUUACUGGUGGAACAGGCUCUGGAUUUGGAUCUUUGCUUCUUGAACGGAUCAGAGAUGAAUUUCCAAAGAAGAUUCUACAAACAUAUUCAAUCUUUCCAAACAACGAUGAGUCCAGCGAUGUGGUUGUACAACCAUAUAAUUCGAUACUGACACUUCAGAGGCUUUUUGAAUGCUGCGACAGUGUGGUUGUGAUGGACAACUCGUCUCUUGGCAGAUAUGCGCUGGACUCCUUGAGAAUUGAUACACCAACAUUUGAGCACAUCAACUUGCUUAUUUCGACAGUCAUGUGUGCAGCAACAAGCACUAUCAGGUUUCCAAGUUACAUGUACUGCACACAUCAGUCGAUAAAUGCAUCUCUUGUGCCAAUCGAUCCAUUCAAGUUUGUUGUGCCCUCGUAUACACCUUUUGUGUGUGGAGAGAUGUCCAGAGUCGUAAGGAAGGCCACACCAUCAGAUGUGAUGCGAAGGCUUCUUUUACCAAAAACAAGACUUGCAAGCUAUGACUCUUCAAAAACACAAGCUUUCGUGUCUGUGAUGAACAUCCUCCACGGGGUUGAUGAUGCAAGCGAGGUGUCUAGAACGGUGAUGAGGCUUCUUGACAAGAGGGUUGUUAACUUUGUGCCUUGGAUGCCUCCUUCUUUCAAUGUCGUUCUUAAUAGAAAUAUUAGUAACCGGAUGGGCGUCAGCAGAGUGUCAGGUCUUGGUCUUAUAAAUUCAUCUGGAAUUGCAUCUGCCAUCGAUAAGAUUUGUGGGCAGUUUGAUAAGCUUCGAAGACAGCGUGCGUUUCUUGAUAUAUACAAGAAGUUUGGUGUUGAUACCGAGAUGUUUGACCAGAGUAAGGAAACAAUACAGAAGCUAUUAGAGGAGUACAGCAGAGCAGAGCUUUCUAAUUAUUCAAGUACCUGA